Molecule: messenger RNA, 4965 nt
Organism: Anolis sagrei ordinatus
Lineage: Eukaryota; Metazoa; Chordata; Lepidosauria; Squamata; Anolidae
Gene: CHRM3
Product: cholinergic receptor muscarinic 3
Biological process (GO): positive regulation of smooth muscle contraction; chemical synaptic transmission; adenylate cyclase-inhibiting G protein-coupled acetylcholine receptor signaling pathway
Cellular component (GO): dendrite; plasma membrane; synapse
Molecular function (GO): G protein-coupled serotonin receptor activity; G protein-coupled acetylcholine receptor activity
Source: RefSeq, a predicted model, not a curated record
CCCCGCCCCACUUUAUGAGGGUCUUCCCUCCAGUUGAGAUCAACCCGCCUCUUGGCUUCCUCCUCCUCCCCUCCGCGCCUCUCUUGACCCUUGGAGCCCCCAAGAGCCCUCGGAGCAGGCAAGAAGCCCUCGCGUCUCCUCCCGCCGGGCUGCUUCCCUCGUGUGUGGCAUAUUCUGCCGGAUUGUGUUUGGUCGGGAGUGGCAGGGAUUUCAGGAAGGCGGGCAGGUUGGCAGCGCGGAGCCGGGGAAAGGGAUCCCGAGGCGGCUGCUCCGGAGCGCGCCUGCCUGCCUGCCUGCCUGGCGCUCCACGGAAGGGGCUCCAAGGUGACCCGCGGCGGGCGUCUUCUCCCCGGCAGGUGCCAAGGCUCCAUCGCCGACCAGGUUUACCAGUAAUGGAAGCAAUGAUUCAAAGAACACUAUCUCUUCUGUGAUCCAAUUACUCUACUGUUGGUUUUUUUCGUCAUCAGUUGUGAAGAUUUGGAGGCUCUGUUGCCAUUUUGAUCGUUUUUCAACAAGAUAUGCACAUUCCACAUUUAGUUUGCCUUUUUCUCCGUGAUGCCUCCAGGCUAAUACAGAGGCAGUUCCAUUUCCAAAGGGCAGGGAACAUAGGAUCUGUACUACCUGAUGUAGCUUCCUUUGCUGUCUGGACCAUAUUAAUGCCUGGAAGACGUACUUCUGCUGUAAAACCAGCCGUAUGUCAUGUGGAUUCCCCAGAGCAUUUGCCAGACAUACAGAGGCUUGUUGUGGAUACAGCAGACUUGACCAACAGACUACAGGACCCCAGGCUUAUUUUCCAAGACUAUGCCAGAACGUCACCAUGAUCCCAUCUAGCAACAGUACAGUGUCCUUCUUAGUUUCAAAUGUGAGCUCCUUCUUGAAUCAAGAUUCCCACGGUGCAGGGCUUUUGAAUGACGCAUCCUCAUUCACCAGCAGCCAUGGCCUCUCUCAGACCAACGAAAACUUCUCUGUUAUCCCCAAGAACAUGAGUAAUGCAUCCCAAAUUCCUCCUGAUCCUCUGGGUGGGCAUGCAGUCUGGCAAGUUGUUUUAAUUGCUUUCCUCACUGGCAUCAUAGCCCUUGUGACGAUCAUAGGAAACAUUCUGGUGAUUGUGGCAUUCAAAGUCAACAAGCAGCUUAAGACUGUUAACAACUACUUUUUGCUAAGCCUUGCCUGUGCAGAUCUAAUCAUUGGCAUUAUUUCCAUGAACCUUUUCACCACUUAUAUAAUCAUGAAUCGUUGGGCUUUGGGAAACUUGGCCUGUGACUUGUGGCUCUCCAUUGACUAUGUAGCCAGCAAUGCCUCUGUCAUGAAUUUGUUGGUCAUCAGUUUUGACAGGUAUUUUUCCAUUACAAGGCCGCUUACCUAUAGAGCUAAGCGAACAACCAGAAGGGCUGGGGUGAUGAUUGGUUUAGCUUGGGUCAUCUCAUUUAUCCUUUGGGCCCCUGCAAUUCUGUUCUGGCAGUAUUUUGUAGGAGAGCGAACUGUCAAUGAAGGUGAAUGUUACAUCCAGUUCCUAACAGAACCAACCAUCACUUUUGGCACUGCCAUUGCUGCCUUCUAUUUGCCAGUGACCAUUAUGAGUAUUUUGUAUUGGAGGAUAUAUAAGGAGACAGAGAAGCGUACCAAAGAGCUAGCUGGACUCCAGGCCUCAGGCAGUGAAGCUGAGGUGUCACGCUUUGUCAACCAGACAGGCAGCUCUAGAAGCUGCAGCAGCUAUGAGUUGCAGCAACAGGACACAAAACGCCCCCACAGAAGGAAAUAUGGAGGCUGCCAUUUCUGGAUGAUUUCAAAAAGUUGGAAACCAAGCUCUGAUCAGGUCGAUCAGGAGCAUAGCAGCAGUGACAGCUGGAACAACAAUGAUGGCAAUGCCUCUCUUGAAAACUCUGCCUCUUCUGAUGAAGAUGACAUUGCCUCUGAGACCAGAGCUAUCUAUUCUAUUGUUCUGAAGCUUCCAGGGAACAACACGAUAAUCAACUCUACAAAACUGCCCUCAUCAGAAGACCUGCCUCAGUCAGAAGAUGAACUGCAAAAGCUGAAUGCAGAGUCACAGGAGGGGAAGCCUAAAAGGCUCCAUCCACAAAAGAGUAUGGUGGAUGGAAACUUACAGAAAUGCUUUCCCAAGCUUCCAGUUCAACCAGGAUCAGCAGCACACACAGGAAAGGCGUCUGAUGGCAAUUCAGUGGGUUCUAGGCCAGCUCUGCCUUUGUCAUUCAAGGAAGCCACCUUGGCCAAGAAAUUUGCCUUGAAGACAAGAAGUCAAAUCACCAAACGGAAACGAAUGUCACUCAUCAAAGAGAAGAAAGCUGCACAGACACUCAGUGCCAUUUUAUUUGCCUUCAUUAUCACUUGGACCCCAUACAAUAUCAUGGUCCUGGUAAAUACCUUUUGUGAACAUUGUAUCCCAAAAACAUUUUGGAACCUGGGGUACUGGCUUUGUUACAUCAAUAGCACAGUGAACCCUAUGUGCUAUGCACUGUGUAAUAAAACAUUCAGAACCACUUUCAAGAUGUUACUACUGUGUCAAUGUGACAAACGUAAACGACGUAAACAACAGUAUCAGCAGAGACAGUCAGUCAUUUUUCAUAAGCGGAUUCCCCGAGAAGCUUCCUAGAGUUGCAUUUUUACACAACAGAAACUAAUAUUAACGGGAUUGCAAAAAUGAGAGGGGGGUUGCUGGAGCUGGCUUCAUCUUCAAGAAGUAAGUGGAGAAGCCGAGUGUAUGCAUUUAUCCUUUAAUAUUUCUUGUUUAAUGUAACUCUUUAAACAUUAAGCAAAAACAAAAUGAUCACAAAGAUUUUUCUAAGGAAUAAUCAGAGCUGUGCAGGUCUUCCUACAAAAGUCCAAGAAGCCGCAUAUGAAAGCUGUUAGUGAUCCACGUAAUUCUCUAAAUCGCCAGUUAAAAAUCUGUUCUGGGUUCUCAGGUGAGCACUUAUAGCUAGCCUUUUGCCAACAGUUUCUGGAGGAGUCAAAUGGGCUCUAAUGGUAAUCAGAAAUCGGGCAGGUUAUUUAUUAAAAAGAGAGUAUGCAUGCAUUCUAAACAUUGUAUAGUUGCCCCAAAUGUCUAAGAGUUUCCCAUCCUCUCCUCUUUGGGGUGCAAUGUCAAUUCUUUGGCUCAUAUUUUGAAAGAGCCUGUGCAGGAAGAACACCCCAUGCACUCAGAAUGUGUCAUCUGUAUACAAGGAAAAGUAUGUCCUUAGUGUGACUGUAAGAUAUGAGCAGUCUAAGGGGCCUCUAAAAUGUCUUUUUCAGCUCUAAUUUAUAUUUUAUUAUUUAUUCUGGCAUUUUGGCUUUUCCUAAAAUGGUAAUAUCUAUACAAUAUAAAUAUAUACAAACAGUACAAGAAUAAUAAAAAGGCACAUAUUAUUAUUUACUUUUUCCAGUGGAACCGGGUAUCAUGUGUUUCAUACAGGGAUGUACCUUGAACAGCUCAUUAUCUCUCAACUAGAGAUGUGAGUCCACAUGAUGAUGAUAGUAUCUGUAUUUAAGAUAAGAGAUAGCUUUGUGUGAUGAAGACUGCAUUCUCUAAUGGCUUUACAGCAUUGAGAGUGAAUGUCGCAGACAGAUUUUCAGUCUAGUUCUCAGACUUAGAUUGUUCACUAUAAUGGGAUAAUAGUGCCUAGUGUAGUUCUAGGUAUCUCUGUGCUUCUUAGAAGUUGGAGCAGAUUAGAUAUCCCACUCAUUCUUCUGUCUUGGAUUAAUGAUAGGGAACAAGUAUAAGUCCAAUAGCAACACCAGCAAGAAAUCAAUGUGUUUGCUAAAGGAUGUGGAAGGACAAAGAAUAGAUGAAAUAAGCACAUUGGUUCUCUCCAGUUGGCAGGCACACAGCCAGUCUGCACCAUGAGAUUCUCAGAACCAGUGUCUGUCUCUAUUUUAUGCACAUUUAGAAAGCAUUUUUAAACAUGGAUGGGGGGAAAUUAUGUAUUUUUUUAAAGAAAUGACCUGGCACUUUCCAAAAUGCUUGUCAAUUUUGAAAGCUUCUGUGUUGUUAAUGAUGUUGUUGUUGUUAUUGCUGUUGUUGCUUUUACAACUGGUAGUGGAAACCUCUAAAUUUGCAGUACAAUGUCCCCAGUUUAUGUAAGUUGUCUGCUAUUUUAAAUAGCGAAGCACCUUCUCAAAAUGACAAAAAAAGGGCUUUAAUAUUUAUAGUUGAUAUGUGAGCAGUGAUUCCUGGUACCUGAGUCAGUACCUGAGAUCUUGGAAACAACCCACCGUGCUAUUAUGCAACUCCCGUUCUCUGUGGUGUUUGCAGCGGAGAUGCUCAAAGUGGAUUGUGCUUAUACUGUACUUUCUAAAAGUCAGGACUUCCCUUAGGACAGGACUGUACUUUUAAAAUGUUGUCUCAGAUUAAAUUUAUUUACAUUUUGAAAAGUACUUUUGUAUAUUAUGCUUUUGACAGACCAAGGUUUCAAGGGGUCAUUUCCCCGUCUCUUUUUCUUUUUGACCUGACACUCAGAUCUGACAAAAUAAAUAAAUAAAUAAGCAACUUCCUUUAUCAAAGAAGGGAGGAAAUCAGUGUUGUGAACACAUAACUGGUAUAAAAGCUGCUUUUGUAUUCAGUGUGAGAUGGUGUUUACAGAUGAUUUUGACAACAGUGGAAGUAUAUUAAAUAGUGUCUAUGUAUCUGAGAUAUUUCAUUUCUGUGUUAAUAUGGAGAUCUAUUUAUACACACAUGCCACCAAAAUGUUUAAUUUAAAUGUUGUUAAAUAUUGCUCUUUGGUCUUCAAUUGUAACGUCCUCUAAAAGCAAGCUAUAAAAAGUAUACUUGGAAAAUGAACACAGUUUUCAGGUCUGCACAUUGCUAACUGUAUAGUUUGCUCUGGUGUGCAAAUAAAAGACUUCAGAUGGGCAACUUCAAAUCUGUCCAGAAUAAGAAAUGGUGGCCCUCAAUCCUUGAAGAAGAGGGUCAUGUUCAAGAUCUAGAAAUCACAAGAAGGGGAUAGAUGCCUCUUUCAUGUACCACAGAAA